Messenger RNA from Eremomyces bilateralis CBS 781.70, 1464 nucleotides. RefSeq names its product CheY-like protein. The coding region runs from base 1 to 1464 and encodes 487 amino acids. The transcript has 3 exons. Gene Ontology annotation, molecular function: phosphorelay response regulator activity; protein kinase activator activity. Lineage: Eukaryota; Fungi; Ascomycota; Dothideomycetes; Eremomycetales; Eremomycetaceae. The record is from RefSeq and is a predicted model, not a curated record. Gene Ontology annotation, cellular component: Mcs4 RR-MAPKKK complex. Gene Ontology annotation, biological process: osmosensory signaling via phosphorelay pathway.
AUGACAAAAGAACUACAUCGGAAGAUCUGGGUGAAGCGGCCCGGAGCGUCUCCGACGCUGGUGCAGAUUCGAGAGAACGACCUGAUGGACGGUGUACGGGAGAUGAUCUUAAAAAAGUAUGCAAAUUCGCUAGGCCGAUACUUCGACGCUCCCGACAUCACGCUCCGAAUCGUCGCGAGAGACGAUCCAUCUUUAGAACAGACGCUGGGACCUGACGAAGAAAUCUGUCGAACCCUCGAUACCUACUACCCUGGCGGGCAAACUGUCGAUGAGGCCCUCAUUAUCGACGUCCCCCAUCGGCGCACGCCUCGACAGUCUCCCCGACCUACACAAAUCGUCUACUACGACGACCAGUCCCGCCCAUUCGAACAUGGCGGCGACUACUUCCCACCUAUGCCUCCGAACGUCCCCUCUCCUGCCGCAAUCACCUCCACCUCCCACGAAAGCCGACACUCUCGAGAUCUAUCCUUAUCACAAACCCACAGCAACCAUAGCCACUCCCACAGCCUCGGCCACAGCUCCUUCGACCAAACCCGCUCCAUGACCGUCCUCUCCACCGGCCAAGUUCCCCCUCUCCCCUCCCCUGGCGGAACCCGACGUAGCCACCUCACCCGCCCCGGCCGCCCGGCCAACGUUCGCCAACCCACGGCUUCUCCCACCGCACUCGCCAACCCUCACCGCUCUUCCCGCCCACACGAUUCCGGCGAUCUGGCACCCGCCCCUGCCAUCAUCUCAACCCCUCCAACCGAACACCCUCCCACAGCCGCCCAACCGACCUCCCGCCCCACAACCCCACGCGUAUCAUCUCCGCGACCAAAAGGCCGGCGCCGAAUGAGACUUCGACCCGACGGAACCAACUCGGCUGCCACCACACCCGCGCCCAUGUCUCUCUCCAUCCCGACGAUCGAAACGUCCGUGCCGCCGAUCAACGUGCUAAUCGUCGAAGACAAUCACAUCAACCUGAAGCUGCUCGAGCAAUUCAUCCGCCGCCUCAAGGUACGAUGGGCGAGCGCACAGAACGGGCGGGAAGCCGUGAACAAGUGGCGAACCGGCGGGUUCCAUCUGGUGCUGAUGGACAUCCAGCUGCCGAUCAUGAGCGGGCUAGAAGCCACGAAGGAGAUUCGGCGACUCGAGCGGGUGAACGGCAUCGGGGUGCUGGCGAACUCGACGCCGACGCCCGGGGAGGAGAAGAGUGAGGGGGAUAAGUUGGUGGAUCGGAGCUUGUUUAAGAGUCCCGUUAUUAUCGUCGCGUUGACGGCGAGUAAUCUGCAGAGCGAUCGACAUGAGGCGUUGGCGGCGGGGUGUAAUGAUUUCUUGACAAAGCCCGUCAAUUUCGUCUGGCUCGAACGCAAAGUCAAGGAAUGGGGCUGCAUGCAAGCGCUCAUCGACUUCGACGGCUGGCGCAAAUGGAAGGAUUUCAGCCAGAACGACGAGGGUGCCGAGAAGAAGAAAGAGGAGAAGUAG